Molecule: messenger RNA, 1146 nt
Organism: Tripterygium wilfordii
Lineage: Eukaryota; Viridiplantae; Streptophyta; Magnoliopsida; Celastrales; Celastraceae
Product: zinc finger protein 7-like
Exons: 5
Coding region: 396-983 (195 amino acids)
Source: RefSeq, a predicted model, not a curated record
UCUUUUCCCUUCCCAAGACGACGGGGGCAUUGGGGUGCGCGCAGUCGUUGAUGCCGCUGCACAGUGUCGUGGCGGUGACUCAUCUCACCUCCCAUAUCGCAGCAGAGGCGCGCGCUUGUUGCGAGUUGUCUCAGGGUACUUAAGUUCACUGCUGGUGCUUCAUUGACAGGGUUAGAUGCUCGUCUUUUGGGACUGUUUUGAAGGAUUCGUGACAAGUGGAAUUUGUAAGAUCUGACUCAGCAUUCCAGACACCACAAUUAUUUUAUCUCAAAGAAGCUUCAGCAUCAAAGCUGCUUUCGUCACAGCAUAUAUGUGGGAAAAACUGAGGAGCAGACACCACAAAUUCUUCAACCCCCCCCUGAGAAACUUCCUCAAUUAUUCCAUCCAAAGCCGAAAUGGUUUCCCAGAUUGAAGAAGGAGAAGCAAAAGAUGUAUCAAUCAACAACAAUCGGGAUGUUGAAUCAAAAACUCCGAGCAACGACGAAAACCGAACUGGAGAAGAUGAUCUGAGGGAUUGGUUGAGUCUAGGCCUCAACAGAGAUGAGAUUCCCACUGAAGGAGACUCUGAUAUUCCUCCAUCAAAACCUGCACAUAACAAGGUGUUCUCAUGUAACUUCUGCAUGAGGAAGUUUUACAGUUCACAGGCCUUGGGAGGUCACCAGAAUGCACACAAAAGAGAAAGAGGAGCUGCUAAGAGAUUCCACUCUCAGAGAAUGAUGAUGACAUCAAUGGGAUUUCCUUUCAGAUCCGUGUCGGUCCGGUCGUUAGGGGUCCAACCUCACUCACUCCUGCACAAGCCAAGCAGAGAAGGGUCAAGUGUGGUGGCAAGAUUUGGUGAUUCCAGUACAGGAUUUGGUAUGGCAUGUACACCCUUCAUGCUUGAGGACGCCAUGGAUUUGAUUUGGCCGGGAAGCUUUCGCGUCGACAGAUUACCAAAAGAACCAUCAGAUUUGCAAAAGCUUGAUUUAAAUCUUCGGUUGUAAUUGUGCUAAUCAUGACUUCUUUUUUUACUCCCGUUUGCUAUGUAUGUAACAAGUCUAUGUGCUCAUCCAUCAAAUAAAGAGACGAAUUGACGUUCGAAAGCCUCAGGAGAUGGUUCCUCCAUUGCAGUAACAAAGAGAUUGAUUUGAUUUAUAAGGAGAUCAU